GAGAUGCUGAAAAUGUAACUUCCGGGAAGAUGAAGAUGGUUGUUGAUUUUUUUUGGAAGGGAGCAAAAUGAUAUGUAAGGGAUUUUUGAAGACGUGAAUCUAUCUCUCACCCUCAAAAUGGGUAAAUUGAAGUGUUUUGAGAUAAUCAUGUCGGAAAACAAAACAGUUUUCCAUCCCGGUGAAAAGGUAGUCGGGAAGGUUGUGGUCGAGUUGAAAGGCGAUAUGAAGAUGAGAUCUUUGCGAAUUUUUAUGAGAGGUGUCGCCAAGGUGCAUUGGACUGAAAGUCGAAGUACAGGCAGUCGACUGGGCUCCUACACAGAGCAUUACAAUGCAGAGGUCGAGUACUUCUUCAAAAGACAGGUGCUUUUCGGUGGAGAGGUCUCGGAAGGAAGGGACACAUUAUUGGAAGGACGACAUGAGUUUAACUUCAACUUUGAACUGCCAAUGGGUGGAAUCUCAACCUCUUUUGAGGGUAAGCAUGGAAGCAUUAGGUACUGGCUCAAGGCAGAGAUGGAUAAACCUUGGUCGUUUAAUCACAAAACAAAGAAAGCCUUCACCGUCAUCAGUCCUAUUGACAUCAACAAACCAGAGUACCAGACGUGUGUUCAGAGCAGUGCAGAAACAACCCUAUGUUGUUGGUUGUGUACAUCGGGGCCAAUCUCCAUCACCGCCAGGUCUGAUCGCCGUGGCUACUGUGCUGGAGAAUCAAUAGCAGUGUCAGCCGAGUUUGAUAACCACUCAUCACGAACGGUGAUACCCUAUGCUACUCUGUACCAAACACAGGCCUUCUUUGCCAGUGGCAAAACAAGGGUCAGGAGAACCAAGUUCACAGUCCUCACAGGAUUACCUGUGGCCCCUGGGACCCGAGGGAACUGGGAGUCCCAGCUCCUCAAGAUCCCAGCAGUGUCUCCAUCUAUCAUGAACUGCUGUGUGAUGAAAGUAGAUUAUUACAUCAAAGUCGCCUUACACAUACCCGGGGCUUAUAAUUUGACCAUGCAUUUACCCAUUGUCAUCGGAACAGUUCCAUUUAGACGUGGAACCUUCAGGUUCCCAGAGCCACAUUUCUUCAGAGAGAACCAACGUCAUUUUGAUAGUGUGGAUUAUCUUCCCAUCCCCCCACCCUACAGAGAGACAAUCACACCACCUCCACCAUUUGAUGACCCACCGACGUACCACGAGAGUGUGGGUGGAGCCGUGAAUAUCUGGGACGAUGAGGACGACGACCCGAGAUACAACAUGGGCGACCUCACUUAUACACCUAUGUACACCUACGUUUACAACUACAGACCUCCACCGGCAUACUCCGAGUCGCGCUCAUCCGAGCUCUCUUCGCCACAGGAGGACCCUAACCCAGUUCAGAUAUGUGAAGUCCCUGCCAUCAGAUCGGCAGCUGAAGAUGUAUGAUGAUGUCUUACCUGCAAACAAUGUGUCAUUUAUUUUAAAAUACCUGUUGGUGCAGAUCUGUCACCUGUGACUGAAAUGUCGGUAAUACAGGUGUGACGUUUAUCCUCCUGCUCUACAGUUGGUUUUGUGGCCUUUUGCAUUGCUAUGACGACGUCGAACCACUUUUUAAUGACCAUGUACCUCAAUUGAAUUGACUAAGUGUUAAUAACACUGGUGUUAAGAGAAGAUCACUAUGAAGGUAGGUCAUCCUGUUAAUAAGGCAAUCUCAAGGUUUGUAAUCAGGACGGAGAGAUCACGGAGAAGGCCAUCUUGUCAACAGCAGCGGGCCUACUCACAUACAGUAUGGCCAUCACAAAAUCGUUUAGAAUAUGAUGUAAGAAAAAUGAAACAUUUUUGAGUCUAGAUAAUGAAUGAAGGUAGCAUUUGUACGAAUCAUUUGUAUGGAUCAUUUUCAGCUUUUUACCAUGCAUUGAUUUUUGUUUUGAUUAACUGCAGCAUGUAUUACAUGACCAUUGCUCCAACUCACUCUUGACAAGAUUAAUAUUUGUUUAAUAUUUCACCAGUUUAUGUGGUCACAUUUACGAGAUGGUUUAAAUAGUGAUUCUGUAAGACUACGUACGUGAGUAUAUAAAAUCAUGGGUAGAUGUUGUACAAUUUCAUUUUUUGGAAUAAAUACCCGGAUUUUUUUUUAAAUUAUUAGGAUGUAUCUUUUCAUACAUUUGUUUCAAAGAUGUGUCAUUUCUCUAUAAAAUAGGGAGUCUUAUUGUUAUGAAUUGUAUCAGUUAUUCUAUUCACUGACAGAAAAAAAAUUGCACACAAUUUUUAAAAAAAUCUGAAAAAUCCUAAAAGAUAAAAAGUACUUAUUAUCCUAAUCUUAUAUACUGGUGAUAAUGAAACGGUAAUUUGUUGUUCUUUUUUACUCUGGCCCUGAAAACUUAAUAUGAGUUGGUUGGAAAGUGUUUUUUUUCUACCAAGGAUAAGGUUAUCGGAGUGAAUUGAGAAGAGGUUGUUUUUGAUGAGGUGUUGAGAUAAACUAGAUGAGUUUAUCACGUGGAAUGUAACACAACAUGUAUGUUUGUUGGUGCUAUAUAUUAGUCGUUUUCAAUAGUUGUUGUGCAUAUUAUUUAUUGAAUAGUUAUUAUUUACAUAUAAUCGUAAGGCAUUUUAUGUAAAAAACGUUUUAUAUUAAUAUUAUUGUGUUUGUUGAUAACUGAUUAAUAAAUGUUCGGUACUCUAGUAAACGUGAUCUGGUAAAUUGCGAAACUUUUGUUGCAUAAGUUUCAUUUUCUGUUUAACAGAAAUUACUAAUUUACACAAAACGAGAAUAAAAUGUGCAGAAACGUUCUUGAACUAGACAAAAUCCAUUUUAUUUGAACGGAGAAAGAUCUUAUAAACCCCCCAUGUAUAAAUACAAUUGGCUUCAUUUUCAUUUUUGUGAAUGUAGAAUUGGUUUGAGAGUAUGGGAGAUUGACAUUGUUUACUGGUUAGAUUAAGGAGUUGUUGAUUUUACUAAAUGAUAGAACCGGUGUAGUUAAUUGAAAGCAUGAAUGAAGUAGUAUACAACACACAAAUGUCACAAACUGAGGCCCCUUUAGGGUGUCGUAUAUACACACUCAGCAUCUUGAUGAUAACCUUAGCAAGUAUUCAUUUCAUGGAUGAUGUGUAAGUUUUCCUAAAUCCUUAACAAAGCUUAACAUUGAUGAUGUAUCAGUGUCAAGCAAAGCAUAUUCUAGACACAUGUUGUUAUAAUGUAUUACCCAAAUUCUUCUCCUAAUGUUAAAUCCGUAUUUUAAUUUAAUAAUGGUAUAGGUUUAUACAGGAGGGGAACAAAGUGUAGUAUAGGCUUAUACAGGAGGGAGACAGUGUGGUAUAUGUUUAUACAGGAGGGAGACACAGUAUGGUAUAGGUUUAUACAGGAGGGAGACACAGUAUGGUAUAGGUUUAUACAGGAGGGGAACAAAGUGUGUUACAGGAGGGAGAUGUGGUGUGGUAUAGGCUUAUGCAGUAGGGAGACACAGUGUGGUAUAGGCUUAUACAGGAGGGUGACACAGUGUGGUAUAGGGUGUUACAGGAGGGAGACGCGGUGUGGUAUAGGGUGUUACAUGAGGGAGACGCAGUGUGGUAUAGGCUUAUGCAGUAGGGAGACACAGUGUGGUAUAGGGUUUUACAGGAGGGAGAUGCAGUGUGGUAUAGGCUUAUACAGGGGGGAGACAGUGUAGUAUAGGCUUAUACAGGAGGGUGAGACAGUGUGGUAUAGGGUUUUACAGGAGGGAGAUGCGGUGUGGUAUAGGGUGUUACAGGAGGGAAACACAAUGUUGUAUAGGCUUAUACAGUAAGGAGGCACAGUGUAUUGAAGAAUUACAAAUAUACAUAGAAUUGUGUAGGAUUGUAUAGCAUUAAAGCAAAACAUCGCAGAGGUUUGUACAGCAGGCAAAGCAGGUAGCGGCAUAUGCUAACUAGUCAGAAAUAAUGAUACUUUUGUUAAAAGAAAUUGAAUUCAAGAUGAAAAAAAUUACAAACAUAUUUCACUUAUACAAGAAAUCUUAUAGUAAAACUUAAAAAAGAUAUUUGAAAAUCACUGUUGGAUCACUGUGAAAUUAUUUAAAAGUAUUCAUUACUUAAAAUGUUGACGAUUAGCAGUGUAAACAAUUCACAUUGCAUGAAGUAUAACAUUGUCUUUAUAGAUAUAACACAAAGACUAUCCCCAUUUCUCAGGUAUAGUACUCCCAGCCUGACAUUUUAUACCCCCUACAUUUAACCAACUGCUACUAUUUAUUUGUAUUGUUGACAUCACCAUUACAUGUACAUUACAUGUUGAUUAACAUAGAAAGUAUUUAUUUUUGUUUUUGAUGUUUCAUACAUAAAUAUAUUCAUGGUUUAGAGUCAGCCUGUGUGGAUAAAGUUUUUCUUGCUUCAUGUUUUUAUAAAAGAUGCCUGUAUGUAUUUCCAGUGCAAUAUUUGCACCGAAAUAUUGUUUUGGUUUUAUUUAUUUCAUUUUUGAAAUAUUAUGUAAAUAAUGCUAACAUCAAAACAGAUACGUAUACAUCCAGGGCAUUUUUAUAUCACAACUAUACACAAUAUUUUUCAAUUUAGCAUUUGGGAUUUGAAAUUAAGUUCAGCUGAGAUUGAUUUAAAAGCAUUCUUUAAUUUACUUAAUAUCAGUGCAAUUUUGAUCAUGAAUUAUUUUGGGAAUGUCCAUUCAUUUUAUUAUACUUAUAACAAUAGGAUGGCAUUUAUGAGUUUUAAGUUGAGAUUGAUUUAACUAAAAUCCUGAAAAGUAUAAUAUUAAAACAGGUAUAUGUGCCUAUGACCUGUUUAAACAGCAUUAAUCAAGCCCACAUGUACAUGUUGGGUCAUAUAGUCUCGCUAUACCCUGGUGUAGAAGUUGGCACACACACUGUUUUUUUCCUAGAGGUAUUCUUAGAUUCAAGCGAUAUCAAUUUGAGUAAAUUCAUGUUAGUUUAUUGAUGAAUGUCAUCGUAUUCAACAUCCUUAUGGGUUUAAGAAGGAAAUUCUCUUCUGUAUCAGUUUUUUCUGUAUUGCAUUAUGUACUAGAUUUUAUUUUUUUGUAAGUGUCCAAGGGAAGGUAACUUCAUCAUAUUAUUAACUCGUUAGGCCCAAAGUGAUAAAUGUGCUUAUGGUAUUGUGUAGCAUACAUUAUCCAUCUGUUCAUAAACUAUUUUUUCUUUAAAACAGUAUCUACUGUACAUCCAUAUUGAGAUGAAGGGCUAUAAGUUUGUUCAAAUGAAUGGUAUUGACCCACAUUCAAGGUCACAAGGGCAAAUAACUCCAUAUGAACAACCAGAAGGCCCAGGAUCAUAGUAUGUAAUAUGUUGGUAUUAAGGGCAGUAAACUUUGUUAAAAAAUUAUUACUUUACCAACUAUUAAGGUCAUAGAGGUAAAAUGUGUUAACAUGAUUUAAUGAUGUAAAGGUAGCUUUUGCUGUAAUACUUGACCGAAUAGAACAUAGCCUUGUAUACUGUCAUUGAAGUGUACAUGUAAUCUUCUUUUAACCUUAUUGUGAUUCAGUAUUAAAGUGGGUUUUUUUUAAAACUCAUUUUAGACUUUCAAUCCAUAUUGAAGUUUAAAUAUAAUUUUAAACAUAAAAAGAAAUAAUAAUUUGAAGUGUUAUACAAAUAUAUUUUAUUUCCCCAAUUUGGUGGUUGAAUGUGAUAUACAUUUUCGACAUUUGUUGAGGAGUCCGGGCAUAAAAUCUAUACAUAAGUGAAAACAAAUUCCGGAUAUUUUCUUUUAAGGUUAUCUCCCUUGGACUAGAUUAAUUUGCCUUGUGAUUCAGUUUUGUUCUGCAUUAUUUUACACCCUUGGGUGUAGAGUUUAAGGCCAGAAUAUAACAGUGAACCUCCUUUCUGACCUGAUGUUUUACACACUUAGGUAGGUAGAAUUUCCAUAGCCCUCAUACUUAUUUACGAUAGACUCUCUCUUAAUCUCUGAAUAGUGUAACAACAUUCUAGAUUUCAUGAAAAAAAGAUGACAAGCACCUGUCUUUUAUGCAUGAAUAGUGUCGGUUGUUGCAUUUACCUGUAGUAUCAAUGAUCCUGAAUAAUCUUUAGAUUGCAAUUAUUGAUGUUGAAUAAACAUUGUUUUGUUCUAAAAUAUUCAGAAGUUAACAAGUUGUUCAUGGAUUUUUUUUAUUUU
Mizuhopecten yessoensis (Yesso scallop) is the source of this 6060-nucleotide messenger RNA. RefSeq names its product arrestin domain-containing protein 3-like. Lineage: Eukaryota; Metazoa; Mollusca; Bivalvia; Pectinida; Pectinidae. The coding region runs from base 118 to 1404 and encodes 428 amino acids. The record is from RefSeq and is a predicted model, not a curated record. Gene Ontology annotation, biological process: protein transport. The transcript has 9 exons. Gene Ontology annotation, cellular component: cytoplasm.